UUGACUGGGGCAUGCCUUUACCCCUUGAUGGACAGUACUUCCCUAUGAGACAAGGUUGCCACAGGUUCAAGAGGCCACAAAGGCAGAUGUCUGUCAGAGCCAGGUGGAGAUGCAGGGAGCCAGAGGUUCUCUACCCAGCCUCACCUGAACUCACAAGUGUCACCUGGCUCUUGGUCAAAGAAAAGUUCAGAUUCCCACAUACCACGUGAAGUGGCCUUACUUGGAAAUGGUGGCAACACAGUAAAAAAGAAAAAAAAAAUUAGGAUGGAACCUGGGCAAGGUCCCUACAGGUGUGCAUGUUUUGGGUGUGUUCAAACCCCCUAUUUUGUGAAACGGAAUAAAGGAAACCUCAUUUACAAUAAAGAUGGGAGGCCACAAGAGAGAACUCACACCUCCUACUUGCAGCCCCUGGUAUCCCCACCAGGAUGAGCCCUACCUUGCAUUCCCAAGGGAAAGAAGACUAUAUGCCGCCAGCCGGGGAAAGGUAUCUUUAUACCUCCCAAGCCCCAUGCUCCGUCCAGCCAGGGAGCUGUCACAACUCAGCCACUGAAAAGCGACUACACUCUUAAGUCCCAUAUUCCAGUGGAUUUUUGUGUAUAACAGUAUCUCCCAACUCCUUCCUUUCUUGUGUUAAAAAACGUUUCUCUUCUUUGUUGGUUGGCCUUGCCUGUGGUUUUGCCUUAGGCUGCAUGUCCCAAAUUGCAGUUCUCUGCCAUCCUCGAAUAAACCCAUUUUUACUGAUAAAAUAACUGGCUAUUUUAUUUUCAAGGUUAACAAUCUAAAUAUGGGUUAGGAAGCAGAGGACUGCACCACCCCGGAGCUCAGGGAGCCAGAAUGCCCCUGGCCAGUGUGUCGGGAGCCGACAGAGGCCAGGACCCAGGCAUCCAGGCCGCGGCUCAGGUCGAUCUCCUUGGGGGAGGGUCACACACCUCAUGCUCCCCUCCCCGCUCCCCACCUCCCGGUCUGGCCUUAGGACUUCCGGAAAUCAGCGCCGGCAGAGGCGGCGUGUAGACUAUGAAGCCAAUCCGGGGACGCUGCUGCCUGUCCAGCCAAUAGGGAGCCAGGUGUCCCUGGCGCCCCGCCCCUGCUGCCUAGUCCUCGACCCUGGGGAACACUGACCCGAACUUUGUGCAUUCUUUCUCUGCUACCCUGCGCCUCCGGUUCUUUCCCGCAGACAUGCCAUUUGUCGAGUUAGACACGAACUUGUCCGCCGGCCGUGUGCCCACGGGAUUGGAGAAGCGGCUCUGCGCGGCCACGGCAGACAUCCUGAGCAAACCUGAGGACCGCGUGAACGUAACGGUGCGACCAGGUCUGGCCAUGGCGGUGAACGGCUCCACCGAGCCCUGCGCUCAACUGCUCAUCUCCUCCAUCGGUGUGGUAGGCACAGCUGAGGACAACCGCGGCCACAGCGCCCGGUUCUUCGAAUUCCUCACCAAGGAGCUGAACCUGGGCCAGGAUCGGAUAAUUAUCCGCUUCUUUCCCGUGGAGCCCUGGCAGAUUGGCAAGAAAGGGACAGUCAUGACUUUCCUGUGAUGGGCACAGAGGGCAUCCAAAGCAUGCAUCUGCCAGCUCUCUGCCAGAGAGGCUUCCUGGCAGAGUAAGGGCCUGGUGGAUACCAGCUUCUGGCACUUCUUCAUGCAGAUGUGCCUGUGACCUCACAGUCCUCUUCCCCAUCCUCGUGUCAAAUAAACAAAGAGAACUUCGUCUUUC
Mustela erminea (ermine) is the source of this 1710-nucleotide messenger RNA. RefSeq names its product D-dopachrome decarboxylase. Bases 1177 to 1533 code for a protein of 118 amino acids. Gene Ontology annotation, molecular function: phenylpyruvate tautomerase activity. The record is from RefSeq and is a predicted model, not a curated record. NCBI's taxonomy places the organism in Eukaryota, Metazoa, Chordata, Mammalia, Carnivora, Mustelidae. The transcript has 3 exons.